CGCUCUAUUGCAUUUGAACAAUGCAAACGCUCGUAGGGAAUUCCAACGUCAUCCGUUGGUGUCUCAUUCAACUUUGGACUUUGUGAGGUGUUACUCGCUCUCCCAGUCUUGCUGAGUAGCUGGCGAGGACUUAGCAGCAAAAUGGAGUUGUUCUUUGUAGCCUUGGUACUGCUUGGAGUCUACCUGUACGUCCAAAACCUCCGGUUGACGAGGAAAUACCCACCAGGGCCUCGUGCCUGGCCGAUCGUCGGGAACCUGCGCGAUCUCGCCCGGGGACAACAUCGAGUGUUCGCUGAAUGGCGAGUGAAAUAUGGCGACGUCUUCACUGUCUGGCUCGGAUGUCGCCCAGCAGUCGUGCUGAGCGGACAGGACGCUGUAAAAGAAGCUUUGCUGAAACAUGGCGAUGUCUUUUCGUCUCGUCCGGACUUGUUCGUGUGGAGACGGACAAUACGAACAAGAGGAAAGGGUGUUGCCACGGCCCCUUACGGUCCGGAGUGGAAGGAGACCCGAAAGGUGGCGCUGACUUGGCUCAACACCUUCGGGGCCGGGAAGCCGAGUCUGGAGCCGACCAUCGUGCAGGAGGCACAGGAUCUGGUUCAGGUUUUCAAGGAUAAAUGCGGUCAACCGUUCGACCCCACGGUGUCUCUAGGUCUGUCGGUUUCCAACGUGAUCUGUUCCGUGGUGUUCGGCCGGAGAUUUGACCAUGACGACGAGCGUUUCUCGCGCCUGAUGGGGCUCCUCAAUCGGUACUUCCAAUCAAAUGCGUCCUCUCAGGCACUGAACGUCUACCCCAUAUUGCGGCACGUCCCGUCUUUCCGCCGGAAGCUGGAGGAGGUGGUGACGUGCAGCGAGGAGAUCCGCAGCUUCGUCAUCGAAGUCAUCCAGGAGCACAGGGAGACCUUUGACCCGAACAACAUUAGGGACGUCAUCGAUGGUUUUCUGCUGGAGGAGCACCGAGGGAACAGAAUAUUAUCUGAUCUACCACAGGACAACAUCAUCAACGUCAUCAGGAACCUGUUCGUGGCGGGAACCGACACCACCGCCACCACGCUCCGCUGGGCCCUGCUGUACCUGGUCAUGAACCCGGAUGUGCAGCGCAAGGCUCAGGAGGAGAUCGAUGAGUCGCUAGGAAAACAGACUCCAUCUAUACUGCUGCGAGAACACCUUCCCUACACGGAGGCGACCAUACGCGAGGCCCAACGAAUCCGGAGCAUCGCUCCUUCGUCUGUUCCUCAUGAGACCACAGCUCCUGCUACAGUCCUGGGCCAUCAGAUCCCCACCGGGACCUUCAUCUUGCCCAACUUAUGGUCUCUCCACAUGGACCCGAAGUACUGGCCUGAUCCGGAGCGGUUCGACCCCACCCGAUUCCUGGACAGUGACGGUCAGCUGAGACAGGGGACAGAGUCAUUUCUGCCGUUCAGCACAGGUCCCCGGAGGUGCCUCGGAGAACAACUGGCCAAGUUCGAGUUGUUCCUCUUCUUCACCUCUCUGAUGCAGCAGUUCACCUUCAAGCUGCCAGAGGGCGUCCCUACUCCAGACACGGAGGGGAUUUUCGGGCUUGUGUUUUCUCCAAAGCCGUUCGAAAUCUGUGCAUUUCCGCGAUUUUAGUCAGGAUCUUAACGCAUUACUUUGUUUUUAAAACACCGCGUUCUUCUUAAAUAUGGUGGUACGUAUGUGGUAAUCAUAAUUAUGCAAAGUACAGUUGGAUUUGAAAUUCCCAAGUGUAUUCAUACUUUUUUGACGAAAUAUCUAAACGAUUACACACAGCAAAUAUUGGCUAAUUAGGGAAACUUCGUUACAUGACAAGUGAUAUUGAUUAUUGAGGAUGUAUUCAUAUAUUCUUUGUUUGUACAAGGGAUAAUUUCUAUAUUUCCAACCCUAUUUUUGUUGGCUUAGGCAUGAAAUGAGCAACUUGUUUCGAAAGCCUUUAUUGUUUAAGGAUCCACUUAUUCCAAUAUAUGCAGCAUUGUUAAAUCAAGCAUAAUUGUGAUAUGUGGUAACCUACUAAGUAACUUCGCUUAAUACAUCUUAUUCAUCACUGCGUGACGACCUCCUCGCUUUAUCUGUAUCCUUGAGUAUUGUCCUAAUAUAGAUACCUGCCACAAAGCACCUUGACGUAAGGUCGAGGAAUGUUUGUACAUCUAGGUCGCAGAUAUUUUGGCAAAAUGGUGUUGAGAACGGCAAAAAAUAAUAAAAUAAUAAAAAGUGUCAAAUAGAG
Messenger RNA from Branchiostoma floridae (Florida lancelet), 2218 nucleotides. Its product is annotated as cytochrome P450 2U1-like. The record is from RefSeq and is a predicted model, not a curated record. The transcript has 8 exons. Gene Ontology annotation, cellular component: intracellular membrane-bounded organelle; cytoplasm. The coding region runs from base 142 to 1608 and encodes 488 amino acids. Gene Ontology annotation, biological process: xenobiotic metabolic process. Gene Ontology annotation, molecular function: heme binding; iron ion binding; oxidoreductase activity, acting on paired donors, with incorporation or reduction of molecular oxygen, reduced flavin or flavoprotein as one donor, and incorporation of one atom of oxygen. Lineage: Eukaryota; Metazoa; Chordata; Leptocardii; Amphioxiformes; Branchiostomatidae.